This is a messenger RNA of Impatiens glandulifera, 1404 nucleotides long. RefSeq lists its product as uncharacterized. The transcript has a single exon. NCBI's taxonomy places the organism in Eukaryota, Viridiplantae, Streptophyta, Magnoliopsida, Ericales, Balsaminaceae. The coding region runs from base 34 to 1212 and encodes 392 amino acids. The record is from RefSeq and is a predicted model, not a curated record.
CAAGUGACACAGAUUUUAGACAGAAUUCUCACCAUGGUUGACGUAGACCGGAGAAUGUCCGGUCUGAACCCGGCUCACGCGGCGGGUCUCCGUCGCCUUUCCGCCCGAGCUUCCGCCGCUUCUUCACCACUUCCCCUUCGAAAUGGUCUUUUCUCCUUCACCUCUUUAGCAGACAAACUCAUUUCUCACCUCAAAAACUCCGGCAUCCCGGUUCAACCCGGUCUGUCUGAAUCAGAGUUUGCCCUAGCUGAGGCUGAAUUCGGUUUUGUUUUUCCACCUGACCUUAAAGCUGUUCUCUCAGCCGCCCUUCCUGUCGGUCCGGGUUUCCCUGAUUGGCGUUCUUCAGGUUCGGCUCGGCAUGCUCUUCGCGCAUCCAUCGAACUACCCAUUGCCGCCGUGUCUUUCCAUAUUUCACGAAAUACCCUCUGGUCUAAAUCGUGGGGGCCAAGGCCGUCGGAUCUAGAGAAAGCAUUACGAAUUGCACGAUUUGCUAUCAAACGGGCCCCUCUUUUGAUUCCAAUUCUUAACCAUUGUUAUAUUCCUUGUACUCCUACGUUAGCAGGGAAUCCAAUCUUCUUCGUAGACGAGAAUCGAAUCUUCUGUUGCGGAUUCGAUUUAUCCGAUUUCUUCGACCGUGAGUCUUCCCUUUUCCAAAGCCCCGAUCCUAAGUUUUUAUUGAAACAAAGAUCCAUCAACGAGAAAUCUACCAGGUCGUCAAAUGUCUCCCGUCCGAGCCUAGACACCGUUUCUGGAAGCCAAAAACCGAGAUGGGUAGAAUUCUGGAGCGAUGCCGCUACGGUUUGGCGACGGAGGAACUCCACCAACACGUCGUCAUCAUCGUCCUCGCCUGACCGGAUCAUCGAGAUGCCCCGGUUAGAGAUGCCAAAAUGGGUGGAAGAAUAUAUUAAUGAGAUGGGUUCGGUUUUGAGAGAUGGUGGAUGGAAAGAAUCGGACGUGGAAGAGAUUGUUGAUGUAUCUGCAUCUGGUUUCUUUGAUGGAGAAAUGGUGAUUCUUGAUAAUCAAUCUGUUCUUGAUGCGCUUCUGGUGAAAGCUGAUCGAUUUUCGGAUUCUCUUCGGAAAGCCGGUUGGAGCUCCGAGGAGGUAUCCGACGCUUUGGGAUUUGAUUUUCGGGUAGGGAAAGAGAAGAAACCGGGGAAGAAACUUUCACCGGAGGUCGUCCGGCGAAUCGGAAAACUAGCUGAGUCGGUUUGAAGUUAACAUGGAAUUCUCUUUAUUUUUAUUUUUUUUUUAUUAUUAUUUUUUUACAUUCUCGAGACAUCGGGUUUGUUUUGUGUUCAAGAGUAAAUUGAAAUAGAGAUAAGAAAUUGGGAAACGGAAUAUUGUAGUUUGUACUUAAAAAAAAAAAAAGGUAUAUAAGAAUUAUGAUUAAAUUUUUAUUGUACA